Molecule: messenger RNA, 2726 nt
Organism: Gossypium raimondii (Peruvian cotton)
Lineage: Eukaryota; Viridiplantae; Streptophyta; Magnoliopsida; Malvales; Malvaceae
Product: WPP domain-interacting tail-anchored protein 1
Exons: 5
Coding region: 424-2595 (723 amino acids)
Source: RefSeq, a predicted model, not a curated record
UUCGGAGAGCACACCCUAAUUAUGGAAAAUAUCCCUAGAUUUAAUUAUAACAUUUUAAAAUUUUGAGCCUAAUUUAAAAUUGGAGCCAUAGUUUUGUGAUGAUGGAUGCAAUUAACCUAGUGAUACAACAGCAGAGCAAAAAGCUAAGUUUACAUGCGUCACUUUAUUCUGAAAGAAUAAGUUUUUAUCUAUUUUCUAUUUGGAAUGACACUACUUUUUCUUUCAUUUAAUCUCUUUAAUUUUGUUUUCAAAAUUUCACCGGCUGAGUGUUUGUGUGCCUUAAUCUAAGUUCUCUUUUAAUCCUUUUUCCUUGAUUUGGUUUCCUCACAAAUUUUUCUCUUCUUUUUCUUGUUCUUCUCUGCAACUUUGUCAACCCUCAACUCCCUGCAACUUUCCAGAAAGAGCAGCUUACUGACCCUUGAAAUGGAUGCUGAUAUCCUUCACGAAGAAGGUGUUUCUGGUGAUGAAUUCAAUAGUAUGGAACUGGAGGCAGGAUCAAGUAGAGCUGACAUACUUGACGGGAUAUCAUCUGGUGGAGAGGUGAAUGAAGAAUUUGGAAGGGCUAACGAGAUUCUAACAAGAGUGGAGUUAGAUUUAGCAUGUUCCUCCGAGAAAUUGGUUAACUUAAGUGUACUUACAAUGCAUUUGGCAACUAGGGAAACUGACUUCGAAUCAUUUAUGUCAGAAAAAGACAAUAUGCUGGUUGAAUCUAUGGAGAAAGCUUUGGAAUUUGAUCUCUUAUCAGGAAUUUUAGAUUCAGAGGUUAAAGAACUGAAUAAAUUUAUGGAGCAUCUUGAAACUUACAUUAUUAGUUCCCGUGAAGCGAUAUCUUCAUUUAAGCACUUGGGAGAAACUUUCUUCAAAAUGGAGGAAAAGCUACUUGAUUCUGAAGAAUCCUUGAAGCAGUCACGAAAUCAAGUCUCAGAAAUUAAGAUGCAGGCUGCUGAUUUCCACAGGAUUUUAUCAUGUCUUCAUGGAAAUGAAAACAGGAAUGAUGAAAAUGGUGUGAAUGUCUCUGAAGGUGAUCGAUUGUCUAGUGGUAAUACAAAGAUAAAAAUGCAAACUAUUGAACAGCAAAGGCAUAUUUUGAGAAUGCUGGAGAAAUCUUUGGCUCGGGAAAUUGACCUGGAAAAGAAGUUUGCAGAAUCUAGGCAAAUUGAGGAGGAGCUGAAACCAAGGAUAUACACGUUAGAAGAAGGGAUGGUCAGCAUGGAGGAAGAGACGAUGGAUGUUAGUGAAAGGUUGUUUGAAGCACAGAAUGCAGCGGUGGUGUUUAUGGGGAUUUCAAAGGAGCUAUUGGGUCGACUUCAGCUUGCCCAGUUUAAUUUGAAUAACUCAACUCAUCGAGAAACUGAGUUAAGAUCAAAGCUUGAAGAAUCCACAGUGAAGUUGAAAGCCAAAGAAAGUGCAUUGCGGACGCUUCAAAGUAGUGAUACUAGACUCAGUGAUUUUGUUCAAGCACAGGUAGACACCUUAAAAGAAAAGUUGACUGAAGUUGAAAAAAAGUUUAUUCUUGCUGAUUCUGAGGCCUUCACUAUGCGUGAGAAGGCAGAUUCAUUAGAGAAGCAACUGAAAGAGUCUGAAUUGAACUUGUCAAAUGCAAAAGCUUCUCUUGAUGAAAAUCGGGAACAACAUGAUGCUUUAUAUUCUCUGAUCAAUACAUUGGAAAAUGAUACUGCUGAUUUGAAAGCGAAAUUAUUUGAAACUGAAAAAAGAGCACAUAAUGCUGAAUCCAAAUGCAAAUUAAUAGUUGAGACUAACACGGAACUUAUUGAAGAGCUGAGUCUUCUUAAAGGCCAGGAUCUUACAUCUGAAAAGGUGGAGUUUCUUGAGAUGCAAUUGAAGGAAUCUGAGAUCCGGUUAUUGAAUGCUGUAGCUUCUGCUGAAGCUAGUCAGGAGAAGCAAAAUAUGUUGUAUUCUACCAUUGGAGAUAUGGAAAACCUAAUUGAGGAUCUAAAGCUGAAGGUUUCUAAAGCUGAAAAUAGAGCUGACAGUGCAGAAGAUAAGUGUAUCAUAUUAUCUGAAACUAAUGCAGAGCUAAGUGAAGAAUUGCGCUUCUUGAGGGGUAGACUGGGUUGCUUGGAGGCAUCUCUAAAUCAGGCUGAGGAAAUGAAAAUGGCAACUGCUAGGGACAUAGGCAUUCGUACCCAACUGAUAGCAAAUUUGCUCAUGCAACUGGGCAUGGAAAGAGAACGCCUUCACCAGCAGAUAUCUGGAUUAGCCACGGAAAAUAAAGUUUUGAUAGUAAAGUUGAAGCAAACAUACAAGGACCACUCUAUUGUUCAGAGCCAUGAGAAUAAGGGAAAUGUCAAAGAUUUUUUGUUUUCAAAGCAAGACUCCACAGCUGCUUCUGCAAGAGAAACUAAGGAAGAAAUAACCAAAUCACCGGUCGGUGGUUCUGAGCUGGACAAGACUACUGAAUCAGUUGGUGAGUCCGAAGUGAAACCCACAGAUGGCACUUCACAGUACGAGACUGUGAGGACAAUAGAUGCAAGAUUGCUUAGCUUCAAGCACAUUUCCUUGGCAUUGCUCGUCUUGCUAGCUUCAACAGCAGCAGCUUAUUAUUUCCAGAAGCAGAAAAGCCCUUUUUAUUGAUGAUAUGUACAUUCAUCCUUUCUGUUAUUGAAUCUUGACAAGGUUUUACUCGUUUUCUCUCCUAUACUAAAUCCUUUUGAAGUUAUGAAUCCGGUUUUCACCUAAGUUAAAAUGGUACGAAAACUUUAGUA